CAUUCUCCCACCAUCCACAAAAGAAGAAGGAACGAACAAAAUUCCCUUGAUUUUCGUUUUCCACAUCAAGCGAAGAAAAUCAUAGAAAAGGAACAAACAAAGCUUUGAAACGUCUGGUGAUCAUAACAAGCGCAGGAAGAGUAGUCUCUCUUGGGAAAAAAAACAUUAGCAGAGCCAUGAGCCACGGCGGGCCUUUCCCAGGAUAUUCACGGAUGCUACCACCGUAUUUCCUCGAUCCGAACGUCUCCGGUGAGGGCCAUGGCCGAACUCCGGUCCGAACAACUCCUGUUCCGAUAGAGUGGAGGACAGCAUCAGCUGAUCCCGUUUGGGAAGCGACGGUGGAGCAGAGGAUGAUUAUCAGAGACCAUCCUGGUUUCCCCCGCAUUCUGCCGCCGCCAUCAUCACCUUUCCAACGACCUCUAGGCGUGGAAAUCGCGCUCCUCCGUGAUGCAAUAAUGUCGAGGGAGCUCGGAGAAUUCGCCUCCCUCGUACCGCCGUCGAGUAUAUAUGGAACCCAGAGGUCGCCUGCGGACUCCAAAUUAACCGAGGAAGAGCAGAAUGGAGCAGUGAAGAAGUUGAGGAGAGUGGUGUAUGCUCCAGCGUCGUUGUCGUCGCUAGGUAGCCGGGUGAGCCUGUACUACAGAGAUCGAUACCCAGGCGCGGCGGCGGCGGGCAGGGCGAAACAAGCAGAGGAGGAAGGGAAGAGGUGUGCGGUUUGCUUGGAAGAUUUUGAAGCAAAGGAACAAGUCAUGCUGACUCCCUGCGACCAUAUGUUCCAUGAGGACUGUAUUGUUCCCUGGGUUAGGAGCAAUGGCAAUUGCCCGGUUUGCCGUUUCUCACUCUCGGAUCGCAGCCGGUUGGGUAAGGGCUUAAUAUAACUCCCAUCGGAAUGCGCAUAGAUAGUUAGUUCUGUUCUGUAACACUAAAACGAAAAUGGAAAAUCUAAAUUUAGAUAACCGGAGAAGGAGCGGGAACAAUGUGUUUGUAUUUGAUUACUAUAAGUGUAAGCCUUGGUUAUUGUCGGGGCAAUUCUCUGGUAAUCAUGACCGGUUCAACUAAGGUAGGUCUGGUUUAGGAUGGUUCAGACAAGAUUGUUUGGGUUUGUAAUUGUCUGGUAUGACUAGUUUUCCCGCAAGAUAUUGUCAAGAAGC
Molecule: messenger RNA, 1151 nt
Organism: Linum tenue
Lineage: Eukaryota; Viridiplantae; Streptophyta; Magnoliopsida; Malpighiales; Linaceae
Source: the annotation of a GenBank genome assembly